Klebsormidium nitens is the source of this 1510-nucleotide messenger RNA. The record is from the annotation of a GenBank genome assembly. NCBI's taxonomy places the organism in Eukaryota, Viridiplantae, Streptophyta, Klebsormidiophyceae, Klebsormidiales, Klebsormidiaceae.
GUCCAGCUUCAUUGCAUUAGUCCUAGCAAGGCGCAAAAGCGGAUCAUUCUGGCAGAACUUGAAGACGACGUUCAAUUGUCCUCGAACAACUGUAACAGUAGCCAUUGCAGUGUCGAUCGACGAAGAAUUGAGGGUGGUGCUAUUCUUAAGACUACUUACUUUUGAGCUGCGCUGAAGGGGGCACAAUGUCGUCCGCCAGUGGUCUUGAGCUUAAGCUGCAUCCCCUUGUCAUUGUGAAUGUUUCAGACCACUUCACCCGCAUCAAAGCACAGACGCGGGGCAAUCACGUGCCCCGCGUUCUAGGUUGCCUCUUGGGGGUGCAGACAGGGCGCAGCGUGGAGAUCUUCAACUCGUUUGAGCUCAAGUACGAUGUGCUGGAUGACUUGAUUGUGCUGGACCGCGGCUUUCUGGCGCAGAAGCAGGAGCAGUACAAGAAAGUGUUCCCCAAGUAUGACAUCCUGGGGUGGUACUCGACGGGCAGCGGGGUGCAGGUGGCGGACAUGCAGGUCCACAAGGCGCUAACCGACAUCAACGAAAGCCCGCUGUACCUGCUGCUGGACCCCACCAUCCACCAUGGCGCCAAGGACCUCCCCAUCACCAUCUUUGAGAGCGAGCUGCACGUCAUUGAGGGCGUGCCCACCCCCAUCUUUGUCAAGUCAGGAUACACUGUGGAGACGGUGGAGGCGGAGCGCAUCUCGGUCGAUCAUGUCGCACGCAUCACGCCGUCUGGAGGCUCAUCUGGAGCAACGCAGCUUGCCGCUCAUCUGAUGGGCUUGCACAGUGCCAUCAAGAUGUUGAGCAGGCGCAUCAAGGUUCUGCACCACCUGCUGCUGUCCUUCUCCCGUGGCGAGCUGCCCCUCGACCACUCCCUGCUGCGCCAGGUGUCCAGCCUGGUGCGCCGCCUGCCAGCCAUUGACUCUGCGCACUUCCGCGAGGAGUUCCUCACGGAGUACAAUGACACGCUGCUCAUGACCUACCUCGCAGGAAUCACGAAGGGGACAAGCACGUUGAAUGAGCUGGUGGAGAAGUUCAACAUUGCGUAUGAACGACAUUCACGACGGGGCGGAAGACCAACAGCAUUCAUGUAAUCCCGAUGGAGCUUGCUCGCAACACCAAUGUCCGAAGCAUGGAAGAGAUCAACGAUUGAAGGCUCCAGGUAACCAAUAAAUCAGGUGUCUGGGAGGACAAACGCAGUUUAUCAAACGCUCCCCCAGCAAUUCGAACCCUUAGGACAAUGAACAAGGGCGAAUUCACGUCCAAGACCAAGACUACGAGUGCAAGAUGCGACAAAGUAUCAUAGUGAUGUUCAUGUGGUGUCUUUCAUGCAUCCGGUUGAACAUCCAGAACGGCCUUGGAUGGGCCUCAUUGAGUUUGUAAUCAAGCUUUUCCACGGGAAUGGAGAUGCAGUAAUCUGACCCGGGGAUAGCGGGCCACUGCAAUGUUCAAUACAGAGCAUAGAGCUGACUCAUCAGGGUGUAAAGCCGUUCGCGCAGUUAAGCGCUGCCGCCAC